CUUGUACACCAUUUCGAAACUGACCUGCAUCUAAACCAAAAUGACCAAAUCCGCAUCUUUCGACGUGAUAGGCACCUGCUUCGACUUCACCCAUCCGAUUGAGACAAUUCACUCCCGCCUCGGCGACAAGCUCUCCACCGCGGCCGUCGACCCCAAGACACUUUUCUUUAGCUGGUUCUACGCAGCCCAGCGCGACUUUACCUACGUCAGCCUCGCAGGAUCCUACAAGCCGAUUGCCGAGAUCCUCAAACUGACCUUCCGACGCGCAUGCCGCGUUGUGGACCUCCCAGCCGAUGUAGUGACUGAUGAGGAUCUCGCAGAGCUGAUGAAAGCAUUCAAAGCCAUGAUUCCACGAACAGGACUAAAAGACUGUUUCGAUGGACUGCGAGAGGCAGGAUGGGAUGUGUAUGGCGUUACCAAUGGUGGCGUUGAAACUUCGUUGGGCUAUUACCACAACGCCAAUAUCGAUCUGGAUAGGGAACAUCUGCUCAGCUGCGAUGACUUGAAGAUCGCGAAACCAGAUGUACGGGUCUAUGAGAACGCAAACAGCCACCUGACCAGUCGCGGAGUAGGGAAGAAGGGCGAUGACGAAAGAUGGUUCGUGGCUGCGCAUGCCUGGGAUCUUAUUGCAGCGAAGAAGGCAGGAUUUAAGACAGCAUAUCUGGACUUUGAAGAGCAUGACCCCGUAACGGAAGUCUUUGGCGAGUUCGAUUUGUACGCGAAGGACAUGACGGAAUUGCUGGCAAAGCUGAAGGAGGUUGCAUAAGCAGUUAACCAAAAGUUGAGCCUCAAGAAGAUAUACAAAAGGAUCAAGCAUUGGCUGACAUGGAUGUUUAUAGCAUAAUUCAUCUUAAUAGUAGAAUACGCAAUGCUCGG
This is a messenger RNA of Dothidotthia symphoricarpi CBS 119687, 876 nucleotides long. Its product is annotated as HAD-like protein. Lineage: Eukaryota; Fungi; Ascomycota; Dothideomycetes; Pleosporales; Dothidotthiaceae. Bases 41 to 766 code for a protein of 241 amino acids. The transcript has a single exon. The record is from RefSeq and is a predicted model, not a curated record.